Molecule: messenger RNA, 1107 nt
Organism: Paramuricea clavata
Lineage: Eukaryota; Metazoa; Cnidaria; Anthozoa; Malacalcyonacea; Plexauridae
Source: the annotation of a GenBank genome assembly
AUGAAUGUUGAAGAUAAAAAACAAGAAAGAAGCAAGGCUAAAAUGGCGGUCACUGUCGCUGCGAGGCGUCUGAUCGGAGCCUACAACAGAGAUUGUGAAUAUGAUAUUUUAAAGGAUUCAAUGUUCGAACUUGAAAAGGUAUUUGAUGAUUUUUGCGUUAUAAAUGAGGAAUACGAACUUAUUGUAUCUGACGAAAAAUACGCUGAACACCGUGUAGUUAAUGGUGAAGACAUUAUGACUUACAGAGACAAUGUAAAAAGGUGCUAUGAAGAAGCUAGGAGUGUAUUUGUUAGUGUAAAGACAACAAUCGAACAAAAAGCUAGACAACAAAGUGCUGGGCCUGUCAAAGUUGCCCUAAAGAAUGACAUUUGUAGAAUUCAUGAACUAAUCACAGUCGUUGAUGAGAGUUUCAAACUGGAAAAUGUGAAUAUGGCAGCUUUACAACUAGAUAAGAAUGAUCUACAGUCAAUUUUGAACAUAAUAUGUGAUAACAUGGCAAAACUUGGCUCGAUUGAAACACAAGAGCAAGUUAACCUAAUUCAAGAAGAAGUCGAUGCUAUUAUCAGAGCAGUUUACAAUUGCAUCAGAAAGAUAAGCUUGUUUUUGCAUGAGCAACAAGAAUUUGUUAAAUCAUUACACAUUGAAACUGCCACUCUCCCCUCUGAAACCAACACCCCCCCUGAGAACAUCAACACCGUAUCCCCCCCGGAGAUCAACACCAACAUCCCCCCUGAGGACACUGAGACCAUCAACACCAUGUCUCCCCCGGAAAUCAACACCAACACCCCCCUGAGAACACUGAGACCAUCAACACCAUGUCUCCCCCAGGAAAUCAACACCAACACCCCCCUGAGAACACUGAGACCAUCAACACCAUGUCUCCCCCCGGAAAUCAACCCCAACACACCCCUGAGAACACUGAGACCAUCAACACCAUGUCUCCCCCCGGAAAUCAACACCAACACCCCCCUGAGACCAUCAACACCAACACCCCCCCGGAUAUCAACACCAACACCCCCCCUGAGGACACGGAUACCAUUAACACCAUGUCCCCCCCAGAAACCAACACCCCCCCUGAGACCAUCAGCACCACUUCCCCCUCGGUAA